GUACUUUUAGCCAAAAACGUAUUUUUUGUUAAUGCGUGCUCGAUUGGUUACCAACCUGGUCUUUUCCUUUUAUUCGUUGAGGUUGUUGAAUCCCUUAAAUGUUGUCGUUCUUUGAGCCAACGUUUGCUGCACUUGGUUGUUAGAGCAACUAAAAGAUGCAAUUAACUAUUGAAACACUCUUUUGUUGUACAAAAAUUGAAAAUAGCUUUGAAAAAACAAGUAUUUUGAGUCAUACUAAAGCUUUACGUGUAACAGUCUUCCAAGUAUAAAGCAUCAGAACAUAGAUCGAAGCACUACGCUAAUAUAUACACCCAGUUGUAAAUUGUCUAUUGCUUCUCCAAGGACAUUCUAACAGCACAUGUUGUACCAAAUUUACACUUUCAAACAGCCAGUAGAUUUUCCCCUACUAUUUCUAUUCGUCUGAGUAAUCGAGGCUCUACUGAGGGCUAUAGGACCUCGCUUUCACGAGCUGGAGGCAACAACGGCAACAAAUGCUCCUUAUUCUAAACAGCAUGGUGUCAGUUCUUGAAACUAGUGAAGCAUAAUUUGAUUUGCUGGUAGUGCUUUGUUAUAGAGGCUAGAGGUAAUAUACAGACCAGCAGAGUUUGUUAAUUAGCAGGUUUAGAAUCAGCAAGAUCACAGGUCGCGAGUAAACAAUGCUUACUGUUAUGAUUUUUGUAGAACUUUUAGCGAAAGAAAUGCCUUUUCGUGUUUUAAUGUUGGAAAAGACUUUCGAUUCACUAACCAACUCAUUUUUGAGUUUACAUUAAUGAAAUUGUGCACAGAAAUGCAACAUUUGUAUUGAAUAAAAAAAAAUACUGCAAAGAGCAUACAUCGUUGUUCAGUUACUUACAUUUUGCAUUUGAAACGAGUGGCUUUAUGGAAAUGAUUUAAACAGCAGAUAUAUUCACGAGUGUUAAGAAUUUCUUCUCAAAUCAUGGCCGAGAAGAAUUAUAGUGAUUAUCCAGAGAAGGAUGGCAAAAGGUCAGGACUUGCAGAUCUUAUCACGACCAUUGGCGAAUGUGGUUUUAAGUGUAUCAAGGUGACGUUUUUUUGUUUCAACUUGAUAUUUUGUCUGGCUGGAAUUGCCAUUUUGGGGAUUGGAGUCUGGCUUCACGGUCAAAAAGACGAAGCAGCAAAGGACUACGCGCAUUUGUCUGGCAACAUCAACUACGUCAAUGGGCCUACAUUUUGCAUUGCAAUUGGUGUGAUCACGGUUCUCGUUUCGUUUCUUGCGUGCUGUGGAGCAAAAACUGAGAAUAUGUGCAUGCUCGGGUGUUACUCUGGUUUAUUGUUUGUAAUACUUGUAAUCGAGGUUGUAUCUAUUACAAUAACUUAUGUGUAUCGAGAAAGAAUCGAGAAUUCUCUCAAAAAUGAUUUCCAAAAGACGCUUAACAAAUACGGCCACGAAGACUGGACUCGACUCACAAAAUCUAUUGAUGAACUUCAAAAGGAUUUUAAUUGUUGCGGCAACAAAAGGUUUUCUGAUUGGUUUGAAACUCCUUGGGCUCUGAACAAUACAAACAGUGUGCCCCGAAGCUGCUGCAGGAAGAUUACUGAAAAGAAUUGUAAUACCGAUCUAAGUAAAGAUUCCAGGAAAAUCUAUCGACAUGGAUGUUACAAUCAUGUCAAAAAAUACUUAUUAGAAAACCUUCAUAUCAUAAGCGGAUUUGGAAUCUGGAUUGCCAUGAUUGAGAUGCUUGGCAUAGGCUUCUCAACUUGCCUUAUGUGUCGAUUGAAAAACAAGGCUAAGGAAUUCGUCUGA
Molecule: messenger RNA, 1765 nt
Organism: Rhopilema esculentum
Lineage: Eukaryota; Metazoa; Cnidaria; Scyphozoa; Rhizostomeae; Rhizostomatidae
Product: CD63 antigen-like
Cellular component (GO): plasma membrane
Source: RefSeq, a predicted model, not a curated record